Molecule: messenger RNA, 1692 nt
Organism: Striga asiatica
Lineage: Eukaryota; Viridiplantae; Streptophyta; Magnoliopsida; Lamiales; Orobanchaceae
Source: the annotation of a GenBank genome assembly
AUGAAAAGGGAACACACGAUGAGUCAAGAGAAUUUAUCGAGCAGCGGCAGCUCAAGCUCGUCGAGCAAGGCUAAGAUGUGGCAGUGCGAGGCGGAGGACGCCGGCGUGGACGAGCUCUUCGCCGUCCUUGGGUACAAGGUGAGGCCGUCGGACAUGGCCGUGGUGGCCCAGAAGAUCGAGCAGCUGGAGGAAGCCAUGGGCAGUGCCCCCCGCGACGGCCUCUCUCACCUCGCCUCCGACACCGUUCACUACAACCCCUCGGAUCUCUCCUCCUGGCUCGAGUCCAUGAUCUCCGGCCUUAACCCGCUGCCCGACUUCGAUUCCUGCUCAGAUCCCUUUCUGGACUCCUCCUCCUCCCUCGACAACUGCUCCGCCAGCGUCACCAGCACCCGAUUGAUGCCCGACUCUGAUUUCGGGUCGGAUCUCAUUGCCAUACCUGGAAAAUCCGCCUACCCCAGACCCGCCCACCUCCCUCCGCCGCAGACCAAAAGGCUGAAGACCUCUCCCUACCUGCUAGGAGGCGAUUCCGGCGCCAGCACGCUCGGGGACUCAACCUUCGUCCGUCCUGUUGAGUCGACCCGGCCGGUCGUCCUGGUUGACUCGCAGGAGAACGGCGUUCGACUCGUCCACACUAUGAUGGCCUGCGCGGAGGCCGUCCAGCAGGACAAUCUCAAACUCGCCGAGACCCUCGUCAAGAACAUAGGCUAUCUAGCCGCCUCACAAGCCGGCGCCAUGAGAAAGGUGGCCACCUAUUUCGCCGAGGCCUUAGCCAGAAGAAUCUACCGACUGCACACAAACCCCCAAUACGACGACGCAGCCCUCGCCGAUUUGCUAGAAACCCACUUUUACGAGACCUGCCCUUAUCUCAAAUUCGCCCACUUCACCGCGAAUCAAGCCAUCCUCGAAGCCUUCGCCGGCAAGACCCGUGUCCACGUCAUCGACUUCAGCAUGAAACAAGGUAUGCAGUGGCCGGCCCUCCUUCAGGCCCUUGCCCUGAGGCCCGGCGGGCCGCCCAGCUUCAGGCUGACCGCCGUGGGCCCGCCCUCCGGCGAACUCGGGCUGAGACUCGCCAAGCUGGCCGAGUCGAUCCAAGUCGAGUUCGAGUACCGCGAACUCGUCAUGAACUCUCUAACCGAUCUCGACAUAGCCAUUUUAGCCCCGAGAAAAGACGAGACAGUGGCCGUGAACUCCAUCUUCGAGCUCCACCGCCUGCUAGGCUUUCCCGGCGCUAUCGAGAAGGUUCUGGAAACCGUCAAGGAACUGAGGCCCGAGAUUUUCGCCGUGGCCGAGCAAGAGGCCAGCCACAAUGAAAGCAGGUUCAUGGACAGGUUCACGGAGUCCUUGCACUACUACUCGACGCUCUUCGAUUCUUUGGAAGAGUGUGGGCCCCACGGGGAGCAGGACAGGUUGAUGACGGAGGCCUACUUGGGAUGGCAGAUUUGCAAUGUGGUGGCGUGUGAGGAUGUGGACAGGGUCGAGAGGCAUGAAGUGCUUGCGAGUUGGAGGGAGAGGUUUGGGUUGGCGGGGUUUGAGUCGGUUCACUUGGGGUCGAACGCGUACAAGCAGGCGAGUAUGCUGCUGGCGCUGUUUGCGGGUGGGGAUGGGUAUAGAGUGGAAGAGGAUGAUGGGUGUUUGAUGUUGGGGUGGCACACGAGGCCGCUUGUUGGGACCUCGGCUUGGAGAGUGAGGUGA